AUGAAGCUUGCCUUUCUUUUACUGAUAGCAGCUUUAGCAGUUGCUGCGCCAACCAUACACAAGCGUGAAAAGGCUUUCGAUUGGGACUAUGAAAAUGAUAAGAUACAUGGUGUGAACUUAGGCGGUUGGUUCUUGCUCGAACCCUACAUUACGCCUUCACUUUUUGAUGCCUUCGAACCCGGUGAGAUUCCUGUGGACGAUUACCACUACCACCAGUUUCUCGGAAAAGAUGAGGCCAAGAGAAGAUUGGAGCAUCAUUGGGAUACUUGGUAUCAAGAGUCCGAUUUCGAAGAGAUGGCCAAUGCAGGUAUCAACACCGUGAGGAUUCCGAUCGGAUAUUGGGCGUACGGUCUCUUGCCCGAUGAUCCUUACGUGCAAGGCCAGGAUUUCUAUUUGGAAAGGGCCUUAGGCUGGGCCCGCAAUCAUGGAAUCAACGCAUGGAUUGACUUGCAUGGUGUCCCAGGCUCACAGAAUGGAGGAACAAGUUCUGGAAAGCGUGGGUCUUAUGAAUCCCUGGAUGAAUUCAGAGAGUCUCUUGGAUACCAGCGAUAUGAGAAUGUAGCGCUCACGCUCACAGUAUUGCAAAAGAUCUUCGACAAGUAUGGAGGUCCUGAAUUUGAAGACGUGAUAAGCGGUAUUCAAUUCAUGAAUGAGCCACUUGGACCUGCUUCAGAUAUGACAUUCCUCAAAAAUUUCUAUACAUGGGCGUACGGAAACAUGCGUUUCAUGAAUGGCAUCUCAUACAAUAAUGUGAUACUCAGCGAUGCUUUUCAGGAAGAGGCUAGCUAUUGGGAUGAUUUUAUGACCCUCGAGCAGGGCUACUGGGAUGUUGUUUUGGACCAUCAUCAUUACAGAUGGCGUACUCCAGAGGACUUGGCUAUGAGCAUCGAUGAGCAUAUGGAAGUGGCCUGCGAAAAUGGUAGGCAACACAUGAAUGAGUAUCACUGGAACGUGGUUGGAGAAUGGUCUGGUGCCAUGACCGAUUGUGCUCGUUGGUUGAAUGGUGUUGGACAUGGCUCACGUUGGACCGGUGAAUUCAAUAACCCCGAGAAGAUUGGAACCUGUGAGCCAUACACACAAGUUGAUCAGUGGACAGAUGAGCAUCGCAAGAACCUCCGUAGAUUCAUUGAAGGACAAAUUGAUGCGUAUUCCACUGCUAGCGGAUGGCUCUUUUGGAAUUGGAAGACAGAGAACGCAAUCGAGUGGAGCAUGUCUGAUUUAAUCAAGGAGGGUGUUUUCCCUCAACCUUUCGACGAUCGGCAAUUUCCACCACAGUGUGUUUUUUAA
Molecule: messenger RNA, 1287 nt
Organism: Candidozyma duobushaemuli
Lineage: Eukaryota; Fungi; Ascomycota; Pichiomycetes; Serinales; Metschnikowiaceae
Exons: 1
Coding region: 1-1287 (428 amino acids)
Biological process (GO): glucan catabolic process
Cellular component (GO): cell surface; extracellular region
Molecular function (GO): glucan exo-1,3-beta-glucosidase activity
Source: RefSeq, a predicted model, not a curated record